AUGAUUGUUCUGAUUCUGGCAAUUGGACUUAUCAAUAUCGCCAAUAAUAGAUUCUUCGGAGAGAUUCCUGAUUCACUAGGUAGCCUGAGACAAAUUCGAGAAUUUCAUUUUGCAAACAACAAAUUUGCAGGUGAAAUACCAUCCACUUUGAAAAACUGUACUUUGCUUAAAACAUUUGAUGUUGCCGAAAACAAUUUCUCUGGAUUAUUUCCAAGUUGGAUUGGAGAUGCACUGAGAUUGUUGCGUGUAGUUAUUCUAAGGUCCAAUAUGUUUGCUGGGAGCUUGCCCUUCAAUUUUUUCCAUCUUUCUGAAGUUCAAAUUCUUGAUCUCUCCAUGAACAACAUCUCAGGAAGUGUACCCAAAUGCCUCAACAAUCUUUCUGCUUUGGCUAAUAAAACAAACUAUGAUGGAAAUAUAAGUUGUUCGGUUUUAGAUAAUGAACUCCGUGGUCUUAAAGGAGUAGUGGUAGUGUUUGGGAUUUUAGUCAAUGAUUUAUUCGAAGAUAGUUUAUCACUGGUGUGGAAAGGUAAAGAAGCUAAAUAUCAAACUAUCUUGGGACUAGUGAAGAGUAUUGAUCUCUCCAACAACACGUUAACUGGAGAAGCUCCAAGCGAAAUGAUGGAUCUCGUUGGAUUGGUUUCCUCAAACCUGUCAAGAAACAAGACUAACGGAGAAAUCCCUCCAAGCAUUGGACAGUUGGAGCCAGUGGACUCACUUGAUCUAUCAAGAAAUCAUUUGUUUGGAAGAAUUCCAUCUGAAUUUGCACAUAUAGAUCGCCUCAGUGUAAUGGACUCACCAUUCAGUAAACUAUCUGGAGAAAUCCCACACGGAACUCAACUUCAAAGUUUUGAUGCGCCUGCUUAUGUGGGAAAUCUUGAUCUCUGUGGAGCUCCCCUCCUUAGUUGUCCAACUAAGCAAGCUAGAGAUGAUCAUGAAAAUGAAGGACGUGAUCUUGAAGACGAUGAUCAAUUUUUCAGCCAAUUAGUGGUCUACAUUAGCUUUGCAAUGGGGUUUAUCUCUGGAUUUUGGGCAGUUUGCUGCUCAUUGGUUUUGAAGAAAUCCUGGAGGCAUGCCUACUUCAAGUUCUGGAGUGAGGCUUAUGAAAAAUUGUACGUGAUUGCAGUCAUAAACACGGCCAAAUUGGCAGAUGGAUUAAUAUUUAAUAGCAAUCAUUCACUCAUUCAUAAGCCUUAUCAAGCCAUCAUUAACUAUUCUCUGGCCUCUCUUUAUAUAUAA
Messenger RNA from Neltuma alba, 1236 nucleotides. RefSeq names its product receptor-like protein EIX2. Bases 1 to 1236 code for a protein of 411 amino acids. Lineage: Eukaryota; Viridiplantae; Streptophyta; Magnoliopsida; Fabales; Fabaceae. The record is from RefSeq and is a predicted model, not a curated record. Gene Ontology annotation, molecular function: protein binding. The transcript has 2 exons.